CGCUGUCGGAGCGGAUCAGCCCAAAGCUCCGGCGGCUCACUUCGAGGAGGUUUUAUCCACCUACCCUGUGGACGGGGCCGCCCGAGCUCGAGCCCGGGGUAUUUCAUCCCGUCCAAUCCCAACCAAGAGCUCUCGAGCACGAACCCGGCUCACUUCCUGUCCUACCCGACACGGAGCGGCCCAGGUGUGUCCAGGUGUGCAGCGUCUCUCCAUUACGGCUUUUCCGCUCCUUCUUCCUCCUCUUCAUCUUCCUCGUCCUCUACAUCGCACACGCCAUUCGGAGCUGGUUAUCAUCAGUUCACACACGGAUCCGCGAAUCUCUACACAACUGCGUACGACGGUGCGGAGCUGUCCGCGCGCGGGGAGCGCCGGGCUCAGGUGUACCUGUGUAACCGCGCGCUCUGGCACAAAUUCCACCGACAUCAGACCGAGAUGAUCAUCACCAAGCAGGGCAGGAGGAUGUUCCCGUUCCUGAGUUUCAGUAUUUCAGGUCUGAGUGUUUCCUCUCACUAUAAUGUGUAUGUGGAGAUCACACUCGCAGAUCCGAACCACUGGAGAUUUCAGGGAGGAAAAUGGGUGACAUGUGGGAAAGCUGAUAACAACCUGCAGGGGAAUAAGAUUUAUAUUCACCCCGAGUCCCCGAACACUGGAGCUCACUGGAUGCGUCAAGAAAUAUCAUUCGGCAAACUGAAACUGACCAACAAUAAAGGAGCAAACAACAGUAACACACAGAUGAUCGUCCUGCAGUCGCUGCAUAAAUAUCAGCCGCGGCUCCACAUCGCUGAGGUUCCAGCAGACGGUCUGGACUCUGACAGAGAGACGCGUACACAGACCUUCAUCUUCCCCGAAAGCCAGUUCAUUGCUGUUACUGCAUACCAGAACACUGAUAUCACACAGCUGAAGAUUGACCACAAUCCGUUUGCCAAAGGAUUUAGAGACAACUAUGACUCGAUGUACACAGUUCCCGAAGGUGACAGGUUAACUCCGCCCUCUGCUGAUUCUUCUCGCACUCACCAGCUGGUCCCGAGCACUCGUUACCCUGUGCAGCCGUUCCUCCAUGAUCAGUUUGUGAACGCUCUCCCUGCGAGUCGAUUCUACAGCACAGAGCGUUCCCUGCAGCCCCCAGAAGAAUGCGCCGCACCUCACCGCUGGCUCGUGACCCCGGUGCAGCAGCCAUACGAGUCAGAGUACCUGCCCUAUGCCUUGACCUCACGCGCCCUCACCUGCUACUCCGACUCCGCCUUUGCCUCCAUGGCUACAGGGUGGGGCUCAAAGGUCAGUUACCAGAACAAGAUACCUGCCAGUUUGCCCUGGUCGCCUCGGCCGAGUAACAACAACAGCCAGGACAAAGCACGUGAAGAGGAGUGGGCGGAGUCUGUGCCAUACACACCGGUGUGUAAACGCAGACGUGUGUCACGUGAUGAGUCCAGCACUGAAAACUCACCGACGAUCAAGUGCGAGGACUCGCGAUCAGAAAACUACGGAAAAGACACUUCAUCUGGUUCCAAGAGUGAGCUCAGAGACACCAUGAUUGGCUGGUGUCACAGUGAUUGACAGGUAUGUCCCUCUCACCCAGAAAGCACAAUCUCCUGGUUCCACUCCCAAGGUUCUUGGUCAUGGAUGUGGUUUAAACUUGAGUUCUCCUGUACAUUUACCCGAACUCUUUUCUGUUACACUCCUGUGUGCAGUAAUCACCUCCCCACACAACGGAGGAGAAAAAGAAGAAAACUGUGUUUCCGUUCAGCCAGCGGCCAAGUUCUUCAGGCUUUUGUGUGUUAGUGAGGAGUGGCACAGGUGGAAAUUCUGCAGAAACCUGUUAAAGUCCAACAGCUGAACUACAUGAUGUCUGAAGGUGCUCAUAUGGAGCUGCUCCACUGUUCUCUGGAUGACAGGAAGAUGUCGUCUCUCACACCUUUAUACACCAGAUCAUUGCAAGACUCCUUCAUAAAGCUUCUCCACUUUCUGUAUGACAUUGUAUUAUGUAAUGUUGUCCUGUAAUAUCUCAAUGUACAUCACCAGCUGCUGCUUCUCUGAGGCUUUAAUUUCAGAUCAAAAUGAUGACAGAAUUGUCUUUGUGCUUCUUAAAUUGGAAAUCAUCCUUCUCCAGGAAACUCUUUUCCAAUUAGUAGCUGGAGGUUGUUUAGAAGGAUUUCUUCUGAAACUGAGAUGUUUCUCUUGAAGAAAGUAGCUGGUCUAGGGUUUUGGUUAUAAAUGUCCUCUAGCUAACACUCAGAUUAAUGUUUGUAGUUGAAAAGUCCUUGUGCAGUAACACCACUGCUGGAAUAGAAGCUGCAGGUGUCUGAUUUCUUAAAUCUGUUUAAAGUCACGUCAAUGGGAAAUUUCAGGAGAAGCAGAACUGGGAUGAAGUUAAUUAUUCCUUCUGAACAGGAGAGAUUUUAAUCUGCAGUGUGUGUCGCCAGUCUCGUCCUGAACACCAUGCUGUUGUGUGUGAUAAUCACAGUGUGUUGUGUAAUCCACAAUCACAACAACAUGUAACCUGUAAUUCAACAUCUGAUGCACCAGUGUGUCUGUAACGUGGCUCCUGGACUCUGUGAAGGAAAAUCUGUUGUGUUUAAUCUGUUUAAUUGAGUAAGUAAAGUUUUUCACACAUUCUCA
Molecule: messenger RNA, 2616 nt
Organism: Silurus meridionalis
Lineage: Eukaryota; Metazoa; Chordata; Actinopteri; Siluriformes; Siluridae
Gene: eomesb
Product: eomesodermin homolog b
Exons: 7
Coding region: 433-1554 (373 amino acids)
Biological process (GO): regulation of transcription by RNA polymerase II; positive regulation of DNA-templated transcription; mesoderm formation
Cellular component (GO): nucleus
Molecular function (GO): RNA polymerase II cis-regulatory region sequence-specific DNA binding; DNA-binding transcription factor activity, RNA polymerase II-specific
Source: RefSeq, a predicted model, not a curated record